AUGGGAUUUAUCGCUGGGCUGCAAGAAUAUUCUGGAGCUCUUCCUAAUUUCCCUACUUCAUAUGCUGCUUUGCUAAGAAUUAAAAAGAGUUCAUCUUCAUCCCUCUUUGGUUCAAAGAUCAGACCGCAAUACAGUAAUCCUUUAUUAGGAACCCUGAGUGUUUCUUCACCAAGUUGGCGAGGAGCAACUCAACAUUAUUAUUCCCCCAUCAAUCUUUAUCAUUCCUCAGAUGCCUUCAAACAAGAUGAAAGUGUGGACUAUGGGCCAGUGUUUGUACAAGAACCAGAUGAUAUAAUUUUCCCGACUGAUUCUGAUGAAAAGAAAGUAGCAUUGAAUUGUGAAGCUCGUGGCAACCCAGUUUCCAGUUACAGAUGGCUUCGAAAUGGAACAGAAAUAGAUUUGGAAAGUGAUUAUCGCUACAGUUUGAUAGACGGGACCUUCAUUAUAAGCAAUCCAAGUGAAGCAAAGGAUUCUGGUCAUUAUCAGUGUUUAGCAGCCAAUACUUUUGGAAGUAUUCUUAGUAGAGAAGCCAUACUUCAAUUUGCCUAUCUGGGAAAUUUUAGUGGCCGGACAAGAAGUGCAGUCUCGGUGAGGGAAGGCCAGGGGGUUGUUCUGAUGUGCUCUCCUCCGCCUCAUUCUCCAGAGAUCAUCUAUAGCUGGGUAUUUAAUGAGUUCCCUUCCUUUGUGGCGGAGGACAGCCGGCGGUUCAUUUCCCAGGAGACAGGCAACCUUUAUAUUUCUAAAGUCCAAUCAUCAGAUGUUGGCAGCUAUAUUUGUCUGGUGAAAAACACAGUGACAAACGCUCGAGUACUUAGUCCUCCAACACCACUCACUUUACGUAAUGAUGGUGUGAUGGGAGAAUAUGAACCGAAAAUUGAGGUCCAUUUUCCUUUCACAGUUACAGCUGCUAAGGGAACAACUGUUAAGAUGGAAUGCUUUGCACUUGGCAACCCAGUUCCAACAAUCACAUGGAUGAAGGUUAAUGGUUAUAUUCCUAGUAAGGCACGUCUGCGGAAAUCUCAGGCAGUGCUGGAAAUACCCAACGUGCAGCUGGAUGACGCAGGCCUAUAUGAGUGCAGAGCUGAAAACUCACGUGGAAAAAAUUCCUUUCGUGGACAAUUACAAGUGUACACUUAUCCACACUGGGUGGAAAAACUGAAUGACACUCAGCUGGACAGUGGGAGCCCUCUCCGAUGGGAAUGUAAGGCUACUGGAAAACCCCGACCCACAUACCGUUGGCUGAAGAAUGGGGUGCCUCUUUUGCCUCAGAAUAGGAUUGAGAUGGUUAAUGGAUUAUUGAUGAUCCACAAUGUGAAUCAGUCAGAUGCUGGAAUGUAUCAGUGUUUGGCCGAAAAUAAAUAUGGAGUCAUUUAUGCGAGUGCUGGGCUGAAGAUUCUAGCUUCAGCUCCUACUUUUGCACUGAAUCAACUGAAGAAAACAAUAAUUGUUACCAAAGGCCAAGAAGUCAUCAUCGAGUGCAAACCCCAAGGCUCUCCAAAACCAACCAUCUCUUGGAAGAAGGGAGAUAAAGCAGUGAGAGAGAAUAAAAGAAUAGCUAUUCUUCCAGACGGAAGUCUACGGAUCCUAAAUGCUUCUAAAUCAGAUGAGGGAAAGUACGUUUGCCAAGGGGAAAAUGUCUUUGGUUCUGCUGAAAUCAUAGCCUCAGUAUCUGUAAAAGAACCUACAAGAAUAGAACUUACUCCUAAAAGAACAGAAUUAACAGUGGGAGAAAGCAUUGUCCUUAAUUGCAAAGCAAUUCACGAUGCUAGUUUGGAUGUCACUUUCUACUGGACACUAAAAGGACAGCCUAUUGAUUUCGAGAAAGAAGGUGGACAUUUUGAAAGCAUCAGGGCCCAAGCAUCCUCUGCAGAUUUAAUGAUCAGGAACAUCCUUCUGAUGCAUGCUGGGAGAUAUGGCUGCAGGGUACAGACCACAGCAGACAGUGUGUCAGAUGAGGCAGAACUUCUGGUUAGGGGUCCCCCAGGACCACCAGGGGUAGUGAUUGUUGAGGAAAUCACCGAAAGCACAGCCACACUCUCCUGGAGUCCUGCAGCUGACAACCACAGCCCAAUCUCCUCCUACAACCUGCAGGCUCGAAGCCCAUUCUCCCUGGGCUGGCAAACAGUAAAAACAAUCCCAGAAAUCAUAACAGGGGACAUGGAGUCAGCCAUGGCAGUGGACCUUAACCCUUGGGUGGAAUAUGAAUUUAGAGUGGUGGCCACCAAUCCAAUUGGGACUGGAGAUCCAAGCACCCCAUCUCGAAUGAUCCGCACAAAUGAAGCAGUUCCAAAAACAGCACCCACCAAUGUAAGUGGAAGAAGUGGAAGAAGGCAUGAGCUAGUCAUAGCCUGGGAGCCAGUAUCUGAAGAGUUUCAGAAUGGGGAAGGCUUUGGCUAUAUUGUGGCUUUCAGGCCCAAUGGAACACGUGGCUGGAAGGAAAAAAUGGUGACAUCCUCUGAAGCUUCAAAAUUCAUUUAUCGAGAUGAAAGUGUUCCUCCUCUCACUCCCUUUGAAGUGAAGGUUGGCGUUUAUAACAAUAAAGGAGAUGGACCUUUCAGUCAGAUUGUGGUUAUCUGCUCAGCUGAAGGAGAACCCAGUGCUGCUCCCACAGAUGUCAAGGCUACAAGUGUGUCUGUGUCAGAGAUUCUUGUUGCAUGGAAACAUAUUAAAGAGAGUCUAGGAAGACCACAGGGAUUUGAGGUUGGUUAUCGGAAAGACAUGGAACAAGAAGAUGCUGCAGAAACAGUCAAAACUAGAGGGAAUGAAUCCUCUGUCAUUCUGACAGGAUUAGAAGGAAAUACUUUAUAUCACUUCACAGUGAGGGCUUAUAAUGGAGCUGGAUAUGGGCCACCUAGCAGUGAAGUGAGUGCAACCACCAAGAAAUCCCCCCCUAGUCAAGCACCCAGCAAUCUCAGGUGGGAACAGCAAGGCUCUCAGCUUUCUCUGGGCUGGGAACCAGUCAGACCAUUAGCCAAUGAAUCUGAAGUCAUGGGCUACAAGGUUUUUUAUAGGCAAGAGGGGCACAGCAACGGUCAAGUUAUUGAAACACAGAAACCUCAAGCAGUAGUACCACUGCCGGAUGCUGGAGUCUAUAUUAUUGAAGUUCGAGCAUACAGUGAAGGAGGGGAUGGGACAGCUAGUUCCCAAAUCAGGGUACCAUCCUAUUCAGGUGGGAAAAUCACUAGUGCCCAGUCGACCCUCCACACACUCUCCCCAUCUUCAUCAUCGGUAGCAUUGCUCUUGGCAUUGAUGAUUCCUUCAACCUCUUGGUGAAAACUGCAGACUUACCUUGCUUUGCUUUGCUUUAGCUUGAAAAUAGCGGUGAAUAGAGUGUAGUGUAAGUGGAGACCCAGGACCCUGAGAUGAGCUUUAAA
Molecule: messenger RNA, 3374 nt
Organism: Neomonachus schauinslandi (Hawaiian monk seal)
Lineage: Eukaryota; Metazoa; Chordata; Mammalia; Carnivora; Phocidae
Gene: CNTN5
Product: contactin 5
Exons: 23
Coding region: 1-3273 (1090 amino acids)
Biological process (GO): brain development; cell-cell adhesion
Molecular function (GO): cell-cell adhesion mediator activity
Source: RefSeq, a predicted model, not a curated record